Arabis nemorensis is the source of this 276-nucleotide messenger RNA. Lineage: Eukaryota; Viridiplantae; Streptophyta; Magnoliopsida; Brassicales; Brassicaceae. The record is from the annotation of a GenBank genome assembly.
AUGGCACCGGAUCUAGGGGGCCGCCGCGUUGCGCUUGAUUUCGUGGCCUGGGCUCUCCGUCCGUUGAAGUCAAACCCCCAAUCCACCACUGUCCCAGAAGCUUUGGUCUCCUUAGCCGAUCGUCGGAGGGGAUCGGAGAUGUCUCCACCAGAGAUAACACAUUGCAUUUCAUCCGGUGUUGGCCACCGUCACAGGGGUUACAUAUCCCAUCCUCGCCGGAAUCUUAUAACCCUCUUGCGGUCUUUCAUGGCCGUAUCUGGCCAAAAAGCGGUCUAG